This is a messenger RNA of Meloidogyne enterolobii, 1143 nucleotides long. NCBI's taxonomy places the organism in Eukaryota, Metazoa, Nematoda, Chromadorea, Rhabditida, Meloidogynidae. The record is from the annotation of a GenBank genome assembly.
AUGUACAAUUUAAUAUUUUUUAGACUUCGCAAGACAGAAAUCAAACAAAAAGAGCCAGAAGAGAAAGAAAUGACCGAGGCCGAAGCUGCAAUGUUAGCAGCUAAGAAACGUCACGAAGAGGAAGAAGAGGCUAAGAUGCGUGACAAUGACGAGCGUCGUCGUCAAGAAAUGGUUGCCGUUGAACAAGAAUUGCAAGAAUUAAAAGAACGUCAAAUACAACGAAAAGCUGAACGAGAACAAGAAGAACGUGAAUUAGCUGAACGUAGACGUCAAGAUGAAGAACGCCGUCGUCAAGCAGAAGAGGAGCGUAAAGCAAGAAUUGAAGCUGAAAAAGCACGAAGAGAAGAAGAAAAGAGAAAGAGGCAAUUAAUGAUGGCUGGCUCUUUUGGAGGUGUUGUUCAAGCUGAGGGAGAAGGAGGAAAGAAUUUUGUUAUUCCUGAAAAGGGUGCUGGUGGUGGUCAAGCACCUGGAUUGCCUGGACAGGCGAGCAAACCACGGGGACUAUCAAAAGAACAACAGGAAGAAGCUAAGCGUAAUUAUAUGGCUAUUGUUAACCGUCCAGUUGAUGUCUCCAAUAUGUUGCCAAACGAUAUUAAGGCUAAAAUUAAGCAAUUAUAUUCACGUAUUGUGAAAUUGGAAGGAGAAAAGUAUGACUUGGAGAAACGCAAAGGACGUCAAGAAUAUGAUUUGAAGGAGCUUAGUGAACGUCAAAAACAAGCAGCACGUCAAAAAGCUUUGAAUACUGGUGUUGACCCGACAGAAGUUGAAAACACAAACUUCCCUCCAAAAAUCCGAGUAGCUUCCAAAUUCGACCGACAAACUGAUCGCCGGGAUUAUGUUGAACGCCGUGACUUAUUCGAGAAACCACCACCAGAAUUAAUUCCAACAAUUGCCCACGGAAGUGGACGUCCCCCAUCAGAAUGGGGACGAAAAGAAUUUGAAGAGUUGGAACAAAUCCGAAAGAAUUUAGAACCUCCAAAAUAUGUGGAGCAAGUUAAAGCUGAGGGAGAUGCUGCACGUCCACCUGUGCCUGUUAUUCCUUUACAAGUUCCUGCUGAGGCGUUUAUUAAUGCAAAUGAAGCACCAAUUGAAGCUGCUCCUGAACCUCCCGCAAAGCCUUCCCGCCGGAUUGCUGCUAAAUGA